GUGGGCUCGCGGCCCGGCCACCGCCCCAACCCGCCCGUAGCUCCCGCUGCAGCGCCAGGGCGUGCUUGCGAUGAGCGGCAUCGCGCUGCGUCAGGCUCUAGGGCGAGCGGCCCGGGCACUGGGCACCCGCGCAGAGUCCACUGCAGCUCGGGCAGGCGUGGCAACUGCGAAGCACAGCGAGUUGUCCAUGUUCCCCAGCGACGACCCCAUCAUGCGCCCCUACUACGAGAGGCUGGCCAAGCUGCAGGUGGUCCCCGCCGCCAGCCCCAAGGAGGCGUCGCCGUCGGAGCUGCAAGGAGAGCUGGAACUGUUGCGCAUGCACAACUCAUCGCUGCCCACACACAUCCUAGAGGGGCACAUGAUUCGGGCGCAGAUACUGGAGAUGGGACGCCGCACAGUUACGCUCGAUACGGGGUUGCUGCCCGCCCGAGUGGCCCGCGCAGACCUGCCCCCAGAGUGCGUCGUCGGCACCACUGUAGAGGACGACAAGCCUCGCAGCCCAGGCGAGCUGCGGGAGGGAGAUGUGGUGCAGGUGUUUCUGGAGUCUGUCGGCACGCUCGAAGGGGACAUGCUCGUCAGCGGCGUGCAGGCAGCGGCGGCGCGGCGCAUGGCAGCCGUCUGGAAUGAGUUGGAGGGGCGGUACAAGCGUGGCGAGAUGGUUAAAGGCCGCAUCCUGAACGCAAUAUACCGCGGAUUCUCUGUGGGCGUGGCGGGCGUUGUGGGCUUUCUGCCCGCGAGGCAGUGCUCUCGCCCAACCGCUCGCCGCAUCGGCCAGCUGCAGAAGUUCCGCAUCUUAAGUCUGGACCGCGCCCGCGGCUCCUUCAUCCUUGCAGACCCCAGCCUGCACCACAGCGCAGCAGGUGGCAGCGGCGCAGGGCAACCCAAGGGUGGCAGCGCCACCAAGCGGCCUCCACGUAAUGAGGAGGAGGCGCAGCGGCGGCAGGAGCUGGCGCGGGUGGCCGAGGAGCUGCGCAGCGUGCUGGCACUGCGUGGCAGCAGCAGCGGCCCUGCAGCGAGCUAGUUGAGGUUGUCAUGCUUGUUUCUACACAUGUGGUUUUGUCCUGCUAAGGGGCACCUGCUGCAUUCGGCAGGAGCCAGAUGCACAACAACAAGCGUUCAGGGCAGGCCAGAUCGUGGGCCUCGCAGCAGCAGCCAGUGCCCCACUUGCUGCACCUGUUGCAUGCUGCCUGAGCUGGCAGCUGCAUCAGCCAAGAGUGCAAACAAUUUUGC
Chlorella variabilis is the source of this 1230-nucleotide messenger RNA. RefSeq lists its product as hypothetical. Bases 71 to 1021 code for a protein of 316 amino acids. The record is from RefSeq and is a predicted model, not a curated record. NCBI's taxonomy places the organism in Eukaryota, Viridiplantae, Chlorophyta, Trebouxiophyceae, Chlorellales, Chlorellaceae. Gene Ontology annotation, molecular function: nucleic acid binding. The transcript has 4 exons.